Messenger RNA from Coffea arabica (coffee), 1314 nucleotides. The record is from RefSeq and is a predicted model, not a curated record. NCBI's taxonomy places the organism in Eukaryota, Viridiplantae, Streptophyta, Magnoliopsida, Gentianales, Rubiaceae.
AUGAACCCUUCUACCAUGCCUUUGUCUGCUAUUCAUCCGUCCUUGAAACACUGGGGAGUUACUGUCCAGGCAAUUGAAGCAACACAUGUGAAGUCUAGCUCAAUUCUUCAGCAACAAUUUCAAACAUUUGUGCUUGCUGACGCAGAGGGUACGACAGUCGAAAUGCAUGUUCCUCAGAGCAUUCUCGAUCAAACAACUGAACUGCUUGUACCGUUUAAAACAUACCACAUCUCUGGAGCUUUGGUUUCUCCGCCAAUUACUGAUACUGCCAUCAGUCAAUAUCCAUUUCAUUUCAUUGCUACUGAAGAUACUUUAAUUGAAGAAAUUCAAGAGGCUGGUCAGCCUUCUCUUCCUCUUCAUUUCCAGCUACAUUCUUUCUCUACAUUAGCCGUAAUUGCUGACACUGAUCAGCUUAUAAAUGUCAUGGGAAUUGUACUACAUGCUUUACCUGUGAAAACUAUCACUUCUGACAGAGAAACAUCCAUUGCUCGAGACUAUGUCAUUGCCGAUCGAGACAUGAGGCCAUUCAUUUUAACUUUGAAGAAUGACUUCCAACAAGCCAAUGGUCCUGCAAUUGCAGCUGCUCAAAACGAUUUUCCAGUCAUCAUUGGCAUAAGAAUGAAAGUCACAACACAGAACUAUCUUAGCCUUUCAACUCAAGAUUCGACCACUAUUUUGAUAUCUCCAAUAGUACAACAAGCAACGGAUCUGCAUCACUGGUAUCAUCACAACGCGCCUCAGCUAGCACAGAUGGUCCAUGAACACAGUUAUACUAAUCCGCACAUCCUUCUUCCUCCCCCUCACUACAAUCAAAUCCAUGACAUAGCCGCUCUACUUCACUUCAAACCAAGGACUGCAUGGAUUAGAGGUGUCGUCGAGCUUGACUGUAAACCUCAAGAUUUUACCUACAUAGCUUGUCCCAAUUGUUAUCACCCAAACAACUGUGUAGAUGAACGGAAAAUAACUUGCAAAUACUGCCAAGCUAAUGUUGAUCUCCAACCCGGGGCUUGCAUUUCGAUUUGGAUCACGGAUUCAACUGGCACUCUAUGUCUUACUGCUAUGGGCUCUGAAGCCGAAAAGCUAGUUCAAUUUUCAACUGCUGAACUAUUCUAUUUGCAAAUGGAGAAUAUAAAUAUAACUCAGCAUCUCCAAACAAUUCUCCACGGAAAAAUACUUACAUGCUACAUCAAACCCUCCACAUCAAAGUUCAGAAUGAUCAGACGCUCAGCUUAUCAAAUGAUCACUUACUACGCUAUGGAUGAAGUUCACAACGUUGACAACCUCAACAUCAAUGAUCUCAACAUUAAUCACUGA